Messenger RNA from Penicillium psychrosexuale, 732 nucleotides. Its product is annotated as GPI anchored serine-threonine rich family protein. The transcript has 4 exons. The record is from RefSeq and is a predicted model, not a curated record. Bases 1 to 732 code for a protein of 243 amino acids. Lineage: Eukaryota; Fungi; Ascomycota; Eurotiomycetes; Eurotiales; Aspergillaceae.
AUGCGUUUCUCUACCAUUCUGUCUCUCCUGCCUUUGGCCCUCUCCGUUGGAGCUAUCCAGGUCACCGAGCCCUCCAAGGGCGACGACCUCGAUCUGUCCAAAUCUUUCACCGUGAAAUGGACAUCCGUUAACACCGACGCCUCCACUGUUGACAUCGUCCUUGUCAACAAUGCCGUCUACCCCCCUUCCGGUUUCCAGAUCAACCUGCUCUCCACUGAGGCCAAGAACACCGGCAUCCUCGCUCAGUCCGAGCAGUUCAAUGUGACCGCCGAGAGCUCCUCCAGCUCUACUACUACCGGUACAUCUUCCACUGUCUCCUCCUCUUCUACUGCCUCGACCUCUGUUGUCUCCACUGGUGCCUCCACCACUGAAACCGAGGCUUCCACUACUGGUACUUCCACCCCGGACGUGUCUAUCAUCAAACCCUCCCCCACCGGAACCCUUACCUCUGGCUCCCUUACUACUGGUCUCCCCACCCCUGGCAAGCACAGCACUGAUACCUCUGUCCGUACAGCUACCGGAACUUCUACCGGAACUUCUACCGGAACUACCACUAGCACCACUACCGGUCUGACCACUAGCACCACUACCGGUCUGACCACCAGCACUUCCACCACCACCAGCACUUCUACCAGCUCUGCCUCUCCCUCUGCCUCCAGCGGUGCCGCUAUGGGUCUGGUUGCCCCCGCUACCGCCGCUGGUCUUCUGGCUGGUGUCCUCGCUCUCCUGUAA